Vicugna pacos (alpaca) is the source of this 1362-nucleotide messenger RNA. It is a transcript of the gene CD27, whose product is annotated as CD27 molecule. Gene Ontology annotation, cellular component: external side of plasma membrane. The record is from RefSeq and is a predicted model, not a curated record. Gene Ontology annotation, molecular function: transmembrane signaling receptor activity; protein binding. NCBI's taxonomy places the organism in Eukaryota, Metazoa, Chordata, Mammalia, Artiodactyla, Camelidae. Gene Ontology annotation, biological process: negative regulation of apoptotic process; positive regulation of B cell differentiation; positive regulation of T cell differentiation.
AGCUUCAACUGCAUCGAAGGUCAGCCUGCCACCCGACGGGGCAGGGGGCCACCCCGAGGAGAGAAGACCUUCCCGGGAGGUGCAGAGAAGCGGCACCGGCGCCCAGCGGGGGAGGUGCCAGCUCCGCCAAGGCCCGCGGUCAGCACCCGGGGCGCAGGAAGAGCUGCCAGGGCAGGAGCCAUGGCCCUGCCACCUGUCUGCUGGCUGUGGGUUCUGGGGACCCUGGCAGGGCUCUCAGCUACCCCAGCCCCCAACAGCUGUCCAGAGAAGCACUACCGGGCUCCCAAAGAACUGUGCUGCCAGAUGUGUGAGCCAGGAAUGUUCCUGGUGAAGCACUGCGACCAGGAAGGGAAGGCUGCUCAGUGUGGUCGCUGUACACCGGGGGUCUCCUUCUCGCCAGACCAUCACACCCGGCCCCACUGUGAGAGCUGCCGGCACUGCAACUCUGGUCUUCUCAUUCGAAACUGCACCCUCACCUCCAAUACUGAGUGUGCCUGCCCUGAGGGCUGGCAGUGCAGGGACAAGGAGUGUACAGAGUGUGACCGUCCACCCCAGGCCCCAGGCCCACACCCACAACCCUUCCAGUCACCUGACGCUGAAGAGAUGCCAGAGGCCAGGACAGCCAGGCACACACGGACCCUGGCUGGCUCCAUGCUGCAGCCUGCCCCUACCCUUUCGACCCACUGGCCACCCCAGGAGAGAAUGCACACAGAAGAGUCCAUGAGAGAAGCCAGUCAGAAGGGUCCUGGGAGCAGGGCCCAAAAGUCCCUGUGCAGCUCGGAAUGCAUCCGCAUCUUUGUGAUCCUCUCUGGAAUGUUCCUUGCUUUCACCAUAGUCGGAGCCCUGUUCCUCCAUCAACAAAGAAAAUACGGAUUAAACGCAGGAGAAAGUCCAGCGGCGCCUGCAGAGCCUUGUCCAUACAGCUGCCCCAGGGAGGAAGAGGGCGGCGCCAUCCCCAUUCAGGAGGAUUACCGAAAACCUGAGCCACCUUGCUACCUCUGAGCCGGUGCCUGCAAUCAAGUCCUAGCCUCCAUCCCACCCCACCGGCCAUCCAGGGGGGUAGAGAGCUGGCACCCCCAACUUCAGCACCAUCCUCUCAUCAGGACCCCUUCCUGUGUACAGACGGGAGACUAUCCUGUGUGCCUUUUCGAGACUAGCAGUGGCGAGGACAAAAGGGAAUGAGGUGGAGGGCGGGAAGCAGGAGCCGGGUGUGUCCUCGCCCAGCCAGCUUCACCCCUUUGCUGCAAGAGGGCUGGGGCUCCAGGUUAGAAAGCACACUUCUGCCCACGAACGGCCCACGCACUAUACCGCUGAUCUGGAAACCUGGCGAAAUAAAGUGACAGAUUGCAGCACCUGCAGCUC